Molecule: messenger RNA, 1870 nt
Organism: Salvia splendens (bonfire salvia)
Lineage: Eukaryota; Viridiplantae; Streptophyta; Magnoliopsida; Lamiales; Lamiaceae
Product: transcription initiation factor TFIID subunit 8
Exons: 1
Coding region: 499-1548 (349 amino acids)
Cellular component (GO): transcription factor TFIID complex
Molecular function (GO): protein heterodimerization activity
Source: RefSeq, a predicted model, not a curated record
CUGAAUUGGCUCUCCAAACUCCUACGCCGACUCACCUCCAUAGUCCGACGACUCACAGUGCUUUGCCGUCUAUAAAGAAGCAGCCUCAAUUCAGUUCCCCCCCCCCCCCCCACUUCGAUUUUCUCUGGAACUAGUGGUUUCAAGGAUUUUGAUUGGUUGUUAUAUGGGAUCAAACAUUCACAAUUUUUUGUUAGUUGAAUAAAUCCAUCCUAAUUUCUCUUCUACGGGAACUCAAUUGGAAUUUAUUUAGGUUCUUUCCAUUGGGCCUGGCUUACACCCUAGAAAUUCCAGGUACGGAUUGAUUUCGCUGUGAAUUUUCGUUUUCUUUAGCUCAUAGGAUCGGUCGUGUCUUUUAUUGUGCUGCUGAGUGCGAGAAUCAGGGUUUUACUCUAAUGUUGGUUCGAUGAAUUGGGAUCGGAAAUGUGGUUUCUUGGUCUAAAUCGAUCAAGAUUUUGUUCUAUCAAGGUUAUCCAAUUUGAUUAUGGUGUGAUAUUAUGAAUGUUGCCUAAUAUGAGCAAUGGAGAGGGGAAAGAUAAGUUCUUGAGUGAGAAAGAGAAUCCGCAGGCAAUGAAGAAGAAAAAGAAGUUGGGGGAAGACGAAUUUGCGCAAGCCAUUGCCAAGAAUGUGGUGGCGCAGGUUUGUGAAAGUUUAGGUUUUCAGAGCUUUCAGCAGUCUGCAUUGGAUAAUCUCGCUGAUGUAGCGAUGAGGUAUAUUCGGGAAAUAGGGAAAACUGCGUCUUCUUAUGCAAAUUUAGCUAAUAGGACGCAGUGUAAUGUCUUCGAUGUGAUUCAAGGGUUGGAGCAUUUGGGCUCAGUUCAGGGCUUUUCAGGUGCUUCGGAUGUUAGGCAUUGCCUUACAAGAUCAAGUGUUGUUAAAGAUAUUAUUCGAUAUGUUAGUCUAGCAGAUGAAAUCCCAUUUGUGUAUCCGAUCCCUGCUUUUCCCGUUGUGAAAGAAAGGGUAUUGGACCUUAGAGUUUCUCAGUCAGAGGAAAUCCCCCGUGACGAACAUAUACCUUCCUGGCUGCCCAUGUUUCCAGAUCCUGCGACUUAUGCAGAGUUAAGUUCUGGAAAUGAGAAAGACUCAGAAACAGAGGCGGUUAAGCUUCAGCAGGUUGAACAGCAGAACAAGAGAGCUGAGAGAUCUUUACUGAAUUUGCAGCAGAAAUUUAUGUGUAAUGGAACUGAAGCAGGAGUAGUUGUUGAACAAGGGGAUGCUGCAAAGGCACAACGAGCAGCAGAAAACAAUCCAUUUCUUGCUACCCCUCUUCAAUUCGGGGUGAAGGAGGUAUCUUUGCCCACUCUUCCAGCUAGAAUUAUUGAUGAAUCUAUGGAGUACGGUUAUCAUCAAAGUCACAAAAUUGUGGAAAACCUAGUCUCAGUUAUGGAGCCAUCUUCGCAAACCAAUGAAGCUGCAAGGAAUGGUCCUUGUGAACCUGAGGACAGGAGAAUGAUUCCUGUAAAUGGGAGGCCCAUUGUACAAUUCACGUUUGGGAAUGUUAAGAAAUCGUUAAGCAUGGUAACAAACCUUCGAAACAACAGCACGAGGUGAACUUCUCCUUGGUUUGGUGAUGAUCAUGAUGGAGCAGAUGAGAAGAAAGAUAGGGCUGAGUUGAUCCUUUGUGAAAAUAUGGAGUAUCCACCAGAAAUGUCUAAUGUGUAAAUUAGAAUGUUUGAUUAGAGACUGUAUAAUUCUUUUUGGAGCCAGCAUCCAAUGCUUGCUUCAUGGUAGUCAUAGUCGAGGAGCUAGAUUUUCUCUACACAGGCAUUUUAGAGUUCUAAGUUUCACUGAGUUGUUGAGGGUUAGUUGUCAGUUGUUUUUUGUAUUACUUUAUAUCAUUUGACCCAAUCAUUAAUUCAUAAUGUUGACCUUA